Molecule: messenger RNA, 1104 nt
Organism: Epithele typhae
Lineage: Eukaryota; Fungi; Basidiomycota; Agaricomycetes; Polyporales; Epitheliaceae
Exons: 11
Coding region: 1-1104 (367 amino acids)
Source: RefSeq, a predicted model, not a curated record
AUGGAUGUGGAGUCGGAAGAUCUAGUCGAAGCCCAGAAAGAAUUGGUUGCAAUACUUUAUUACUUCGGAAUUCCCUCCAUUCCAUACAUCUAUGCUGCUUGCAUUGGCUUGCUCUUAUGGGGUUACGUGAAUUGGGGCGAAGGGAAUCAGGGGUGCGGGUUAUCGGGUGCCUUGCAGUUUAUUGCAGCCUUCGCCGUCGGACUAGUAGACCUUGUCUUUAUGGUCCUCAGGAUACAUGUCAUCAACGCGCGCAACCGGUUCUGGACGACCGUCAUAAUAGUGCUCGGACUCACAACAGUCCCUCUCAACAUUAUCCUGGUGAUUCGGAAUGAGGAUUUGCCAAUGCCGGAGCCCUUUAUGGGCUGCGGCAACAAGACGAGGGUUUCUAACCUCGGAGAUGACGCUCUAUGGACGAAACGUUGGUCAUCUACGGCCAUGAUCUUCCUUUCGUUUGUGAAACCCGUCAUCGCCACACUGAUCACCUGGUAUCACACCUACGAAGCUGUCCGUGCUUCCAGAGGGUCCCAUAUGCAACCUACAUUCGCCUAUCUUUUGCUCCGCGACGGUGCUACAUGUCCAUUCAAUCACUUACACAAGCCUCCUUCAAGUGCUACAAUUAUCGUCACCGGCAUCCUCGUUUACCUCGAGGUCGUCUUUGAAGCAAUCGUGACGCCGAUAUCCUUCGCAACUAGCUCCAUCUUCUUCUCCCGUUGCAUUCUCCACCUUCGCCUGGCCGAAGCUCCCUCGCCCUCCCUCACCACGAUCUCCGCCCGUCACGCGGAGUCGAUCCAGUUCGCCGCGAGACCCUCGAGGUUCGACAGCUUACUGGACAACAUCGGCGCGCCGCUCAGUGUGGGAGAGGAAGACGCGGACCUUCCGGACGAAGACGCGGACAAGCACGGGAGAGGAUGGGCUUCCGAACACACUGCAGACGGCGAUCUCGACGCGACCUCUGGUGCUUACCAGAAGGUGCGGAGGUCGGACUCGUUCGACGACGACGAUGACGGGAGACCGCGCGUUGUCGCGACUCGGAGCCGUUCCGUUCAAAUGGAUGUCGAGGAAGCAGGCGGACUAUUGCGAGAGAGGCGUUCACCCACGUGUUGA